AUGGAUAGGGAGGGUAUCAUUUCAAAGGGAUCUCGGAGCAAGAAGAUCGAGUCUCUGCUCAGCACUCAAGCGAAGGCUGCGAACUUAGCGGCUGAGCAGCGAUGGGUGGGAGCAACCACUCAACUCGUCGAUGACCUGCUCGCCAUCCCAUGUCCCGGAGAAGAAAAUCUUCUUCCCCCUCCUCCCUCUCCUCCCCGGCCCUUCAAGUUCGACGCCUCCCAGACAGAGCACGAGCUGACCCGCCUGCUCAUCUCGACGGCUCGUCAGCAUGCGGCGGCUGGCGAGCACAACAAGAGCGCGUGCUUGGGUCUCUUCCGCGGAGACAUAGCAGAAGCGCUGGCGACGGCGGCAGAGCGCGGCGCACUCACAAGCGAGCUUGUGUCUCUCGCUCCCCUGGCUGGGCAUGACGUCUGGUCUGCUGCCUCCCGACUGCUCGCCAAGCAGGCAGCCUUUCCCUUCCUCCUCCUCCUCCCUGACUCUCAGCAGCUCGAGGCCCAGCAGCUGCCCCACCAGGCUGUCGCCCAUCUGCUCGCGUGCAAUCAGGUGGAGGAUGCGGUCGCUGUUUACCGCCGAGCUGGCAUGUACCGAGAUGCGAUCGCUCUUGCUCGCUGUCGCUUCUCCUCCUCCCAGCUUGUUCUCCAGCAGCUCUGGUCCGACUGGGCUCAAGCCUUGCAAGCUGCUCAUAGGCCAAUCUACGCGGCGCAGUGCUUUCUACGGGCCGGGAGGGCAUCGGAGGCGAUCGCUGUGCUCGAGCAAGGGGGGGGACCGCGCGGGUCUGAGCCCAGCAUGCUCCUGGCUGCUCACAAGCUGUCGGAGAAGUUCGGGGCGAGGAGCGAGGCUCGGACGCUGCGAUGUGCGGGGCUGCUGUGGGAAGUCGGGAUGCUGGAGGAGGCGGGCGAGGUGUCAUGCUCUCUUGCCGGCUGCUCAUCCCUUCGACUUCUCGUCGCGCUCGAGUUGCGAGUUAUGCCGCAGCCUCUCGCAGAGCUCUCCGUCCUCCACCGCCUUCGCCUUCUCCUCCCCCACCCCUCAGACCAGCUCGUGCGGCUGGCUGAGGGCGGUUGGGGGGGAAGCGGAUGCGAGGAAGAGAACAACGGGGUGCUUGCUGGGAUCCUACUGGAGGCUGCGACGAGCUUGGACGGGGGAGAAGGGGAGGAGGGGCGAAACAGGAGAGAACGAGCUGAGAGGCUGCUGGAGGACGUGCAGCGAGGCGAGUGGGUUCGCAGCCUCAGGGGGGGUAUGGAGGAAAUUUUGACGCGCAGGCAGCAGGCCCGCGCAGCCAGAAGCUUCCUGCUCGCCGUCCUGCUGGGGUUCUGCGGGAAGAGGGAGAAGGCUGGGCAAGAGCUCGCCGUCGCCCUCUCGCAGCUGUUCGCUCUCAAGGACUACAUGGCUGCCGCCGAGCUCGCAGUCGCGCUGCUGCCCGACGACUGUGGUGGUCUCGAGCGCAUGGGAGGAGAGGAAGAGGAAGGCGACGCGAAACCGAUGAGGGAAAGAGAGGGACGGGAGGGCAAAGUUCUUCAAGUCCUGCAAGCUUUCCGCUGGUUCGGUGAAGUUUAUAUGGCUUGCAACGGGACGGGGAGGAAGGAGGUGGGGAAGGAGCGUCAGAGGUUGGACCGGCUGCAGGAGAUGAGGGCGAAGCUUGUGGGAACAAGCAGACACAACCAAGUCGAACAAGCGCUCUCAUCCUUGCCUUCUGUGGUUACCUGGCUCCUUCCUCCUCCUCGUUGCAUCAGCUUCUCCGAUCCUGAAAGCAUCAUCCAAGCUCCUGCCCCGAGCAUAUGCUCUCAGCUCCUCGCGGAUCUGGACCAGCUGAAUGUCGAAGAGAGAACCCUCCAAUAA
This is a messenger RNA of Guillardia theta CCMP2712, 1836 nucleotides long. RefSeq lists its product as hypothetical. The coding region runs from base 1 to 1836 and encodes 611 amino acids. The record is from RefSeq and is a predicted model, not a curated record. The transcript has 9 exons. Lineage: Eukaryota; Cryptophyceae; Pyrenomonadales; Geminigeraceae.